AUGACAAGCUUAGCAAACGGGGCAGUCUGUAAAGUCAGAACGAACCCAGGUAGCAGCACUUCAGGAGCAGGUGCAGGCAAGGUUACCAAUUCAACGAAACCUGGUGGCUCGACAGGCUCUGGAUCAACCGGAAGCAAUUCCGGAAGUGGUGGUUCCUUGCAAAACUCGACUUCGACGGGUGGAAGCAAGCUGUUUUUGGGUGCUGUUGCUGCGACGUGGAAUAUGAAUCUUGCUGGUGCUACUGAUCCGGCUUCGGCGAGUAUAUGGGGUGGUUUGAUCAGAGGACGGGUCGCCAAUUUCGGAGGCUUCACAGCAGAUCCCAUAAAUCCUUCUAUACCAACUCUACAAAUUAACUACCCCAUCGGUUCAUGGACGCCAUCCGCUGCAGUUCCUGGUGGAGCCAGUUUCUAUGUUCCGAUAGGAGGAGGAUCAUCAUACAACAAGGCGCUCCUAACAUACGCUGUCUACUUUCCUGCUGACUUUGACUUUGUUAAGGGUGGUAAACUGCCUGGAUUAUUCGGAGGCGAUGUCACCCAAAAGUGCAGUGGUGGUCUACAUGGUGGUGGAUGCUGGUCAGUCCGUCUCAUGUGGAGGGCGAAUGGAGCGGGAGAAGCCUACUCCUACCUGCCAGCAUCAAACGAUGCCGCUCUCUGCGACACAACAGUAAAUCCACAGAACAUUUGCAACCCAACAUAUGGAAACUCUCUGAAUCGAGGAGCAUGGACCUUUGCUAAGGGCCAAUGGACUACGUUGAGCAUGUACAUACAGAUGAACGAUGUAGGCUCAAGCAACGGCAUCCUAAAAGUCUGGGCCAACAACAUCUUGGCACUUGAAUACGACGCCUUGUCAUACCGUACCGACUCAAAUGUUGGAGUUGACCAAUUAUUCUUUAGCACCUUCUUCGGUGGUUCUGAUUCAUCAUGGGCCUCAACUUCAAACACUUAUACCCUAUACAAAGACGUGAGUGCGAUACUCGGCAACUAG
Synchytrium microbalum is the source of this 984-nucleotide messenger RNA. RefSeq lists its product as uncharacterized. Lineage: Eukaryota; Fungi; Chytridiomycota; Chytridiomycetes; Synchytriales; Synchytriaceae. The transcript has 8 exons. The record is from RefSeq and is a predicted model, not a curated record. The coding region runs from base 1 to 984 and encodes 327 amino acids.